Messenger RNA from Alosa sapidissima (American shad), 3789 nucleotides. RefSeq names its product voltage-dependent calcium channel beta subunit-associated regulatory protein-like. Gene Ontology annotation, molecular function: transmembrane transporter binding. Gene Ontology annotation, cellular component: plasma membrane; secretory granule. The transcript is spliced from 10 exons. Bases 157 to 3093 code for a protein of 978 amino acids. NCBI's taxonomy places the organism in Eukaryota, Metazoa, Chordata, Actinopteri, Clupeiformes, Clupeidae. Gene Ontology annotation, biological process: negative regulation of voltage-gated calcium channel activity; negative regulation of calcium ion-dependent exocytosis. The record is from RefSeq and is a predicted model, not a curated record.
UAACUCAGUUUGCUAUCUGAGCGAAAAUUGAACGGCACCAACACGAAGACGGACGGGGGAGCCACUGGUGUGUUACUGCAAGCUCGCUCUCCAGUUUUAUCCAACCAGAUGGAACGCACGACUCACAAAUAGGAGCCCUCUACGUUUGCUUAGACCAUGAGCGAUGAGUCACCUCUACUAAAGAGUCUAACCGAAAACUCCACUGAGGUGCCUGUGGUGGCAGGGAGCAGGGAUAGCUAUGCGCUGCUGCUGGUCUUGCUGUGUGUGUUCGCCGGCGGGACCGUCCUGCUGCUCACCAUCCUGCUCAUCUUCUGCCACCGCUGCUUCCCAGGGGGCCGGCGCUACUCCAGGGCCAGUGAUGACCUAGAGAAGACCAACACCACCUAUGUGGAGGAGACCCAGCCCAGCCAAGAUAUUACCAUCAGGCUGGAGGGGGUGGACGGGCUGUCGGCCGCAGGUUGCCAUGGCGAUGUGGAGGCGGAGGGCUUCCUGUCUGCGGUGUCCACAGGGCGGCGCGUCUCCUUUAACGAGCAGGCCAUCUACGAGCAGAGCAAGAAGAGCCAGGAGAAAGGACGCCGGUAUACUCUGACGGAGGGUGACUUCCACCACCUGAAGCGAGCUCGUCUCACACACCUCCAUAUCCCUCCACCAGCCCUCAACAUCCUCACCAUCAUGGAGUCCUCAGAAACCAGCAUCCAGCAGCCCAUGGAGGAGGGCCUAAGCUGGUCUCCUCAGAGCCCUAGUGGUGGUCUCCCAGGCGACACUCUCAACUCUGUACUGGACACCAGUUUCACUGAGAGCCUCCCCAGCCUACCAGCGGAGGCAAUGGGGGAGAGAGGGUGGACUAUGGGAGGCCCUCGGGCUGACGCGGACCCGGAGGUCACCAGGUCGUCGUCAGGGGCGACGGUCGCCACGGGGCAGGGUUUCACUAAGAUGUUCCUGACCAAGCUGCGGAGACAUACCAGUCUGGAGGGGGCCAGUCCCUACCUGCGCAUGAAGAGAUGGAGACUGGACCGCAACCAGAGGGCAGCCAGCCUGGACAUGAGAGGGUCUCCUAAGAGGAGGGCGUUCCAGAGGCAACGUGCAGCCAGUGAGACUCUUGAUCACGAGGAGGCGGAGUCUCCUGCGGUGGGUGGGGACUUUCUGUGCUCCCUGGCCCCGCCUCUGCUUCCAGAUCCCGCUUCCUGUCCCAGACGCCUCUCUGCCGGGUCCCUCCCCUCCCCAACUCUGGGCAGGCUAGAGGUGGAAGCGGUGAUGGAGCUCAGCUCAGGGGCAGAGCCUGAGUUGACCUUUGACCUCCCCGUGACCCUGACCAUAAGGUCACACCCUGUGGGGGAGGAGAACGGGCUGGAUGCGGGACACGAGGACGACGAGCUGGAAGACGAAGAGGAGGAGGCUGAGGAUGAAGAUCAGGAGGAAGAGGGAGGUGCGCUGGGAGCCUCUGGAGGAGGCGCAGCAGCAGGUGGAGGACAGGGUGGGCUCCGUGGCUGGGGGGGUCCGGGGGGGCUUCUGCGUCGGAGGACAGAGGGGGCUGCGGACGGUGGAGGUGACACAGCGGAGCCGACCCCAUACCGUGACAUCUGGAGUCUGCGCGCCUCCCUGGAGCAGUACGCCUCCUCCGACCUGAGCUCCAACGACCGCGACUCAACCCGCAGCGAAGCCGACAGCCUCUCAUCACUAGGGGGUGCUGGGAAGGCAGGGGGAGGCGCAGCAUCGGGAGCAGGGACAGGUUCGGGGACGGCUGCUAUGAUGUUCCAGUCGCAGGACAUCGACGAGGAGCUCCCGUACGACGAGCCUCCAGCAGUGACGGAACUCAGGGAGGAGGAAGAGGAGGAGGAGGACGAAGAGGAGGAGCGGCACAGAGAGAGGAGGCGGCGAGGAGGAAGAGGAGGAGGUGGGGGCGACAGCGUGGACUCGGAGCGAGGGGGCAGUGACGGGGAGGCGGGUGGCAGGAAGCUGCUGCAGAUGGACAGCGGCUACGCCUCCAUGGACGCUCCGCCCCUCGCGGGAGGAGGAGGUGGCGGAGGAGGGAAGACGGCGUCGGAGCGUCGGCGCUACUUCACCUGCACCGGGCGGAAGGGGACGGUGUGUGAGAGCUUCGAGGCCCGGCUCCUGCAGGAGGAUCCCGACGAGACGGAACUGGAACUGGAACUGGAGUCCGAGGAGAACCACGCCGAUGUGGAACCCGAGAAGCUCUCGCUGGCGGCAGCCGCGCCCGUGGCCGUCAUCCCCAAAGAGCCGCGGACCUUGCCCAUCGUCAAGUCCCCACUGGCCCAGAAGCCCUGGCUCUAUCGUCGCCGUGACUACAGCAUCGACGAGCGCACCGAGGCCCUCUUCAACGAGUUCCUGCGGCACGACCCGCGCCUGGACCCGCGUCCGCACCACCACCAUUCGCGCUCCGCGCGCUCCUCCCGCCUGCACCUCCGUGCCCAGUGGCAGCGCGCCAAGCAGCACAGCGACCCUGGGGGAUCCGCCGCCUCAGCCACCGCCCGGCUCUCGCCCUCCCUGGAGCGCCUCCGCUGGGGGCCACUGAGGAGGGGGGAGAGCGCUGGCUACCCGCUGGACGCCUCAACGCCCACCGCCACCGCCCGCUACCAGCUCCACCACCACCACCAUCACCACCACCACCUGCAUGGGCCCCUGCCCCGUAUCGCCAGUGCAGCUGACGAGGAGAAUAGCGAGGGGGGAGAGGAGGGCACAGAGGAGCCCAAGAGCGCCUCAGGGAGCGUGGACGAGCAGGACACGCUGGAGCUGGAGGAGGAGCAGGUGGAGGUGAGGGGGGACAAGGUGGAGGACAACUGCAGCAACAACAACAGCAGCAGUAGCAGCAGCAGUGGUGGUGGUGACAUCCAAAGCACAGUCAUGCACUCGGAGCAAGGAUAUGAGAGCAUGGAGGAGAUGGGAGGUCUGAGCGUCAUCCCCACUCCUGGUCCAGAGCAUUGUGGGACCCUGGAGGACCCUGGGUUGCUGGCAGCCGAUAAGAUAGCUGCCAACCUGGAGGAGAGGCUGUACGGUGGCCUGCGAAGGACACACUGUGUCCAGGAGCAAACGGUGGUGGUUGCCUGCGCAUCUUCAGAUGACAUGACCGAGUAGAGAGGCAAAUUAGAAGAAAGACUCAGAUUAGGAUUGCGUUUGGGAUUGGGUUUUUGCUGGUAUAGAGACUAGGACUUGGAUUAGGGUUUGUUGGUGCUUGCCGGACUGCCACCCUGACCCUAACCCCACUCUGCCAGUCUCUUCAUGACCCGUCACCCAACUACCCCCCUUCACACACCCGUGUGACGGAGCCCACAGCAUGUGUCUGCCCUGACGGAGGCUGUGUUCAGAAACAGAUCGGGCUCAGAACUUCCACAUCUCCUCCUGACCUGGACUGUCCUCUCGAGACCGGAAUGCUCUCCAGUCUGUCGGUCCGACCUGCUCCUCGCCCCUGGCUCUGUGCACAGCUCCAGGAGUACAGUAGGGUGUGGUGGCGUCCAGAAGGCCCCAACCUGUGCCCUCGCAUGCUUCUGCAUGGGCCGGCAUGCUCUCGGCUCAGCAGAGGGAGACUGACUGCUACUGAUGGCCAUCUCUCACUGAUGGUGUCCGGUCACUGAUGGUGUUCGGUCACUGAUGAGAGACUGUGUGUGGGCAUCGGUCUCCUGUGUGGGCUGUUCCCUCAUGCUGGCGUCCUUGCGCUGACCUCUCUGUGAAGUCAUUGUGAAAUGCACAGGAAUGGGAGUGACUAAGGACAGAGAUCAAAUCCCCGCUACUCCCCGAAAUGCCCCUGGAACCUCAGCCAGCCCCCCCCCCCCC